AUGGCUAGUGAGGCUGAGCAGAGCGCAGCGGUACCAUCUGCAUCGGACGCUGCGAAAGACGCCUCCGUCGCUGCCGCCAAGGAUCGACUCGCGCGCUUGGAGCUUGAGCGUAACGAGCUGCAGCGCGGGCAGUUGCAUCAGCGCCAGGCUGACCCCGAGAUUCUGCCUGACGCAGAGAAACUGGGACUAACAACCCUGAAGUUGCUCCUCCGCACGCUAACGCUGAGCCCAAGAAGCGCAACCCCAAUCAGCCUCGACGUGAGCGCCAGCGGCAGCCAGCAGCAGCCAGCCCCUGAGCUCCGCGGCCGUCUGGAGGGCGUCGCCAAGGCGGAAGCCUCCUAUGCUCUGCUAGACAGCCUACUGAGUGCUGUGCGCGCUGGGUUCAGCAUCGGAGCUCCUUCUUUUGGGAGCGCCGUCCAUUCAAGCCAUUCAAGCCUUCGCCGCCCAAUAACAAGCGCGGCGGACAUGGCAAGUUCAAGCAUGGCCAUCAGCGAAGAGGCGAGCGCCAAGAGGAGCGGGCCAGCCACCAACCAGGCCGCUAACCAGCCUGCUAACCAGGCUGCUGACCAGCCCCGUAACCGGGCUGCUAACCCGCCAGCUAACCCACCUGCCAACUAG
Messenger RNA from Klebsormidium nitens, 618 nucleotides. The record is from the annotation of a GenBank genome assembly. Lineage: Eukaryota; Viridiplantae; Streptophyta; Klebsormidiophyceae; Klebsormidiales; Klebsormidiaceae.